Molecule: messenger RNA, 1038 nt
Organism: Penicillium olsonii
Lineage: Eukaryota; Fungi; Ascomycota; Eurotiomycetes; Eurotiales; Aspergillaceae
Source: the annotation of a GenBank genome assembly
AUGUCUCUUAUGAGCUCUAAGCCCCGAGUCAUCCUGGGCCUGAUGACAUUCGGCCCUGACCCCAAUGUCGGUGCACGAGUGACUUCACUGAACGAAUUCGGACAAUGUCUGGAUCAUCUCAAGUCCUACGGAUACCAUGAGGUCGAUACAGCACGCAUGUAUCUUGCAGAGAAGCAGGAGGAGUUCACUGCAGCAGUUGGAUGGAAAGAGCGCGGUCUAAGUCUUGCGACUAAGGUCUAUCCUACAAGUCCUGGUGUUCACAAGCCUGAGAACCUGCGGGAAAAGUUGAAUGAGUCGCUGACGGCUUUGCAGACUGAUCAAGUGGAUAUUUUCUACCUGCAUGCUGCUGAUCGGUCUGUGCCUUUUGCUGAGACUCUGGAGGAGGUGAACAAACUGUUUCAGGAGGGGAAGUUUAAGCGCUUGGGACUGAGCAACUAUACUUCGUUUGAAGUUGCAGAGAUUGUCAUCAUGUGCACAGAGAGAGGCUGGGUACGCCCUUCAAUCUACCAGGCUAUGUAUAACGCGAUCACACGAAACAUCGAGCAGGAACUGAUCCCUGCCUGCCACCGCUAUGGACUUGAGAUCGUCGUCUACAACCCCCUUGCCGGUGGGAUUCUCUCCGGGAAAUAUAAACCAAGUACAGAAAAGGAAAUUCCACAGGAGGGAAGAUUCAGCGACAAGAACACAACGGGGGAGUUGUAUCGCCAGCGCUACAUGAAUCUGCCCGUUUUGGAUGCAAUCCAUACCAUUGUCAAACCAGUUGCUGAUAAACACAAUCUGAGCUUGCCCGAAGUCGCUUUCAGAUGGCUCAAUCAUCAUUCAAAGCUUCGGAUGGGACGGGAUGGGAUCUUGAUUGGUGUCAGUAGCGUUGGGCAGCUUCAUGCAAAUAUCGAGGCGAUUCAAGAGGGACCACUACCGGAAGAGGUUGUCAGUGCUUUGGAUGCAGCGUGGAUGGCUGUCAAAGCGGGAUCGCCACCGUAUUGGCACCUUGAUCUGAACUACACUUACGACACCGAGGCUUCUCUAUUCAAAGAAUAG